GCGAAAGCUAUGGCCAGUGUGAUUUAUCGUUGCUGACUUUAGCGGGUUGGGUAAUGUCUUAUACAUAACCAAAUUAAACAUUAUGGCUGUGUUAUUAGAAACAUCAAUUGGUGACUUGACAAUCGAUUUAUUUACAGAGGAAAGACCAAAAUGCAGCAAGAACUUUUUGAAGCUGUGCAAAAUAAAAUACUACAACUUUUGCCUUUUCCAUUCUGUGCAGAGGAAUCUUGUAGCCCAGACUGGAGACCCUACAGGCACAGGACGGGAGGGAGAGUCGGUGUAUGGAAUUCUGUAUGGGGAGCAGGCAAAAUAUUUUGACAUGGAGGUGUCACCUCGUCUGAAACAUAGGAAAGUUGGUACGGUAUCCAUGGUGAACAAUGGAAACAGCAUGCAUGGCUCACAGUUUUUCAUCACACUUGGAGAGAAUUUGGACUACCUGGAUAAUACACAUACUGUGUUUGGUGAGGUAGCUGAAGGGUUUGAUGUUCUCAAGAAACUGAACGAGGCUUUCUGUGACAAGGAACAUAGACCUUACAAGGAUAUCAGAAUCUACCAUACAAUUAUAUUAGAUGAUCCGUAUGAUGAUCCAGCUGGUCUGGAAAUACCGGACAGAUCUCCGGAACCAACUAAAGAGCAGCUGGAUAGUGGCCGUAUUGGAGCUGAGGAAGAGAUUGACGAGUUUAAGGGAAUGACAGAACAAGAAGUACAAGAACUGAUGGAGGAGAGAGAGGCAAAAGCCAAUGCUCAGAUACUCGCCAUGGUAGGUGAUUUACCAGAUGAAGAUGUUGCUCCACCAGAAAAUGUACUGUUUGUAUGUAAACUAAAUCCUGUUACUACAGAUGAGGAUCUAGAAGUCAUCUUCUCAAGAUUUGGUGAAAUAAAAAGCUGUGAAGUUAUCAGAGAUCACAAGACGCAGGAGUCAUUACAGUAUGCCUUCAUUGAAUUUGAUAAUCCACAGUCAUGUGAAAAUGCCUAUUUCAAGAUGGAUAAUGUGUUAAUAGAUGAUCGGCGAAUACAUGUAGACUUCAGCCAGUCAGUGUCCAAAAUAAAAUGGAAAGGAAAAGGAAGAGUUGAGUAUGCCAAGGACUUCCAGAAAGAAGAAGAUAGCUUCGCAUCAAAGUUCAGGGUGAAAGAUAACACCAGGAAAGACACUAAAUAUGAUUUGGUAUUUGAAGAAGACGAUGAUCAUACGGAUAGACAGAAGAAAAAGAAGAAGAAAAAGAAACAUAAACAUAAGAAGGAAAGUGAUAGUGAAGAAGAUAUAAGGCCUAUGAAACUGAAGAAGAAACACAGACAUAGGAACUCCAGUAGUCCAGAUGAAAGACAUCGCAGGUCGCCAAGUCCAAGUGAAGACAGACCUAAUAGAAAAUAUUCUAGAAGAGAUUCAAGGUCAAGGUCACCUGUGAGGAGAAAACAGAGGUCAAGGUCACGAGAAAAAAGAAGGUCAAGGUCACCAGUACGGAGAUCUAGAUCGCGGGAAAGAUAUUCCAAAGAUAAAUAUAGAGACAGAGAUAGGAAGUAUAGGUGAAUCAGGAGUAAAAUUUGACUAAACAAGUUACAAUUUGUGAUCUCAGGUUGGCUGGAAAAACUGAUGUUCAGUCAUGGUGGUGAUAACUUUUACUGACCUAGAAACUUGCAUGGCUUUGCCAUAUAUAGGUAUAUGAAUUAAAGUCACGAUACAAUACCAUUUUUCCUUCGAUUAUAAAAGGAGUAUACCAAAGAUCUCAGAGCUGACUUGUCAAGUGUGAAUUCAAAAGUACAGAAAAUAGUGAAAGAAUAAUGGACAAAGACCACAUUUUAAGUCCUUAUGUUCUUAUAAAUGGGACUGUUUCAGAUGACGGAUUACCUUCAUUUAUAGCACCUAGAAAAAGCUAAGCAUGAUUGCUAUUAUAAUUACAUCAUAUGUACAUUUUAUAUGCAGGGUAUAGAAUGUCAAAUACACGUUAUUAAAUGCAGUAAA
Molecule: messenger RNA, 1960 nt
Organism: Mercenaria mercenaria
Lineage: Eukaryota; Metazoa; Mollusca; Bivalvia; Venerida; Veneridae
Product: peptidyl-prolyl cis-trans isomerase-like 4
Exons: 13
Coding region: 83-1528 (481 amino acids)
Biological process (GO): protein peptidyl-prolyl isomerization
Cellular component (GO): nucleus
Molecular function (GO): peptidyl-prolyl cis-trans isomerase activity; RNA binding
Source: RefSeq, a predicted model, not a curated record